UCAACAUGCCUAAACACGAGUACGUUUCAAAGAUACUUUGUUUAUCUUUAGGAUAUAAUUAUAAAGUCCAAUUUUUAUUUAAAAACAAUGUUUUAAAGGAAGCUUAUGGAAAAGCAUUCCAUAUUUGCUUUAUAAAUGCAGGCAAUAGUUUGUCAAGGUGAUCCUGAGAAGUCACAUUUAAAACAAAGAAAAUCACAUGCAACUUUGAAAUAAGCAUUCGUUUGGCACUUUAUAGUGGCAACUUAAGAAUUCAAUGACAUCCACUAUAUACCACCCUAAAACCCAUAAUGAAAAUGGCAAUUUCAUUAAAAAUGAAGAAGAAAAGACAGUUGUUGAAGCCACAGAUCACAAACGUAACAAAUCCAAUUUACUUCAAAAAGCCUUGCUACUCUCUUUGUGGUACACAUUCAGUUUCUUUACAAUUGUUUUAAACAAAUACAUAUUGACAGUGCUCGAAGGCAAUGCUGGCCUUCUUGGUAGAACUCAAAUGCUUCUUUCAGUUGCAAUUGGUGGAGUGGUGAUUUACAUGCUACCUUGCUUCCAACAGCGAAGCAAUAUCGAGAAAAGUAAAAUGAGAUUUUUUAAAAACAUGUCAAUUUUAGGAAUUCUACGGUUUGGAACAGUUGUAUGCUCUCUCAUUAGUCUUAAGAAUGUUGCUGUAUCCUUCACUGAAACUGUUAAGGCAUCUGCUCCAUUAUUCACAGUGAUUUUUUCCUUCAUAAUUCUUAGAGAAAAAGUUGGAUUGCUAGUGUUGCUUUCACUCAUACCGGUCAUGGCUGGUUUAUCUAUAUGCUCUAUAAACGAGAUCAGUUUCAAUGAAAUAGGCUUUGUAGCUGCUGUAAUAAAUAAUAUAAUGGACUGCAUCCAAAAUGUUUUCACGAAAAAACUGCUUUCAGAAGAAUCCUCGUAUACUCCACCGCAAUUGCAGUUUUUCACAGGGAUAGCGGCUCUGUUAAUACAAAUUCCAUACUGGAUAUAUAUGACGGAUUUCAAAGAAAGCUUCAAGGAAAUCGAUUCUUUCUAUUUUGGAAUUUUAAUAUUGAACAGUUGUUCAUUUUAUUUUCAAAGUUUGACAGCUUAUCGUUUGAUGGCGUUGAUUUCUCCUUUAACCUUCAGCGUCGCCAAUACCGUGAAACGAACUUUGCUGAUAUGGUUGUCAGUGGUGGUGUUUGCUAAUCACGUGACAAUCUUAAGUGGAGUGGGAACAAUGAUUGUGACACUUGGAGUUGUGUUUUAUCAAAAAGCGAAGCAAAUGGAAGCGACAGAUAAGCAGGAACAAUCAUCUCUAAAUGAAAGUAGUUCAGAUCACCUCCAUCUAUAGGAUUUCAUCGCAUUUGUUUCAGUGGAAGGUUUUACUCAGUAUGACAAUCUUAAUGGAGUAAAUUUUCUACAUUUUGUAUAAUCUGCACCAACGUUGCCCCUCGCUAAAUUACAUUUCAUCGUGUAUGGCAGUAAAAUAUCCACACUAGGCGAAAUGUGAAUAUUUUUCGUGAAUGCAAUGUAUGAAAUGAUGUGUAAAUAUGGUGAAUAGGAAAUUGAAAAUAGAAAAAUACAAUGAAUGGAAUUUAAUACAUGAAAAAAUAUAGUGAAUGAAAUUUAAAAUUGACGGAUGGUUUGCUAUUAAUUCUUUCUCAUAGCUCACGGAACAAGUGAACGAACAAUUCCAACUUAAAAGCGAAAAUUCUGCUCUAUCCUUAGAGAUGUGGAAAUAUACAACGAGACUAUAAAGUUUAAAAUGAUAAAAUA
Molecule: messenger RNA, 1746 nt
Organism: Xenia sp. Carnegie-2017
Lineage: Eukaryota; Metazoa; Cnidaria; Anthozoa; Malacalcyonacea; Xeniidae
Product: solute carrier family 35 member E2A-like
Exons: 8
Coding region: 254-1321 (355 amino acids)
Cellular component (GO): Golgi apparatus
Molecular function (GO): antiporter activity
Source: RefSeq, a predicted model, not a curated record